This is a messenger RNA of Neocloeon triangulifer, 1624 nucleotides long. RefSeq names its product aspartate aminotransferase, mitochondrial (gene Got2). The coding region runs from base 118 to 1392 and encodes 424 amino acids. Lineage: Eukaryota; Metazoa; Arthropoda; Insecta; Ephemeroptera; Baetidae. The transcript has 8 exons. Gene Ontology annotation, molecular function: L-aspartate:2-oxoglutarate transaminase activity; pyridoxal phosphate binding. Gene Ontology annotation, cellular component: mitochondrion. Gene Ontology annotation, biological process: biosynthetic process; L-aspartate catabolic process. The record is from RefSeq and is a predicted model, not a curated record.
UGGUGAGCGGUGGUGCGCUUGCCUGACUCGGCUGACUCGUCGAAUCUGCUCGCGAAGGACGUCUCCGAUCAUCACGUUCUCACUGGCUGAACUGCACACCGCCGUGACGAAAUAAUAAUGCUGCCGACCGCAAGAAUUGGUGCGUCCGGCCUGUCCAGGUCAUCUGGUGCUGCGAUCCAGCGCGCUGCAUCAUGGUGGUCGCAAGUCGAGAUGGGACCUCCGGACGCCAUCCUUGGUGUCACAGAGGCCUUCAAGAAAGACACAAAUCCCAAGAAAAUUAACUUGGGCGUCGGUGCUUACCGUGAUGACAAUGGCAAACCGUUUGUCUUGCCCAGCGUUAUCAAGGCUGAGGAGCAGAUGAGGGCAAGGAAAUUGGACCACGAGUAUGGUGCGAUCGGUGGUACUGCCGAAUUCUGCAAGCACUCCAUUACCUUGGCCCUCGGAGACGACAGCGAGCAUGUUGCCAACGGAUUUAACGCAAGUGUUCAAGGAAUUUCUGGAACCGGCUCUCUGCGCAUUGGAGGCGCCUUUUUGCAAAAGUUUUUCCCCGGAAACAAAGUUAUUUACCUUCCAACUCCCUCCUGGGGAAACCAUACACCCAUCUUCAAGCAUUCUGGUCUUGAGGUCAAACAAUACAGGUAUUACGACCCUAAAACAUGCGGGUUUGACUUUCAAGGCGCCCUCCAGGAUAUUGCUAAAAUCCCUGACAAGUCGAUCAUCUUGCUGCAUGCCUGUGCUCACAACCCCACUGGUGUUGACCCUCGUAUCGAACAAUGGGCAGAAAUGUCCAAGGUGAUCAAGGAGAAGCAGCUCUUCCCCUUCUUUGACAUGGCCUAUCAAGGUUUUGCCUCAGGUGACGUUGCCAAAGAUGCUGCUGCUGUUCGCCUUUUCCUCAAGGACGGACAUCAAAUUGCGCUUGCCCAGUCCUUUGCCAAGAACAUGGGUCUGUACGGAGAGAGGGCUGGAGCUUUCUCUUUGGUUACCGAUAGCAAAGAUGAUGCUGCACGCACUCUGUCGCAAAUCAAAAUCAUUAUCAGGCCAAUGUACUCAAACCCUCCCAUUCACGGAGCCAGAAUUGUGACUGAAAUUCUUGGAGAUGCCAACUUGAAAUCCAUUUGGUUGAAUGACGUCAAAGGUAUGGCCGAGCGCAUCAUCUCUAUGCGCACUAAGCUGAGGGACAACUUGGCUAAGGAAGGCUCAAGCCGCAACUGGCAACACAUAACCGAGCAGAUUGGCAUGUUCUGCUUCACUGGCAUGAAUCCCUCCCAGGUUGAGCAACUCACAUCUAAGUACAGCGUGUACCUGACCAAGGACGGACGCAUUUCUAUUGCUGGGGUCACGUCCCAGAAUGUCGAGUACCUUGCCCACGCCAUGCACCAGGUCACCAAGUAAACGCAGCGGUAACAAACGUCACAAAAUUUUAAGUCGUACACAAGUCUGGGAGAUUUUUAAAAGCAUUCACAUCUAAUGUGAGCAGUUUUUUCCCAAUUCCACUUUUGAGAAAUUGCAAAUGCAAAAUUUAUAGAAUAUUUUUCCAAAUUUUAAGUUUCAAAACUAGAGCAUAGACCUGCAAGUGCGAGGAUAAGUGUCGUCACUCAAAUAAAUCAAGCUUCAUUUCAAUUCA